AUGGCUGUUUGUCAUCGGGAGUGCAUUUCUAUUCACAUUGGGCAGGCUGGUUGCCAAAUUGGAAACGCCUGUUGGGAACUGUACUGUGCAGAGCAUGGUAUCGGGCGCGAUGGACGUUCACUAGAAUCUGGCACUGAAAAAGCUGCUGACGAAAGUUUUGGGACAUUUUUCAAUGUAACGGGAAACGGUAAAUAUGUACCGAGGGCGAUAUUUUUAGAUUUAGAACCUACCGUAAUUGAUGAAAUUAGAAUGGGUGACUACCGCCAACUAUUUCAUCCUGAACAACUCAUAACUGGAAAAGAAGAUGCUUCUAGCAAUUAUGCUAGAGGAUAUUUUUCUAUUGGAAAAGAAUUAAUCAAUUCUGUGAUGGAUCGUCUCAGAGAAUUCCAAACAAAUUUAGUUCCAUAUCCCCGUAUUCAUUUCCCAUUAACGGCAUAUGCACCCAUAAUUUCCGACACAAAGGCAUACCAUGAACAACAUAGUGUGGCUGCUAUUACUAACGCAUGUUUCGAACCACAUAAUCAAAUGGUCAAAUGUGAUACUCUUAACGGUAAAUAUAUGGCUUGUUGUCUCCUUUACAGAGGGGAUGUUGUACCUAAGGACGUGAAUUCAGCUAUUGCUGCCAUAAAAUCCAAGCACAAUAUUAAUUUUGUUAAUUGGUGUCCGACAGGAUUCAAAGUUGGAAUUAACUAUCAACCACCCACAGUUAUACCUGGUGGUGACAUAGCUAAAGUACCACGUGCGGUCUGUAUGCUCUCCAAUACUACUGCCAUUGUUGACGCUUGGGCUAAAGUAAAUCGUAAAUUUGACUUGAUGUUCAACAAGAGGGCAUUUGUUCACUGGUUCGUGGGCGAAGGAAUGGAGGAACAUGAAUUUAUCGAAGCUAGAGAAGAUUUGCAUGUACUCGAAGCGGAGUAUAAAGAAGUCGCUCAAGAUGAUUAUGAUGAUGCAGAGAGUGAAUAUUAAA
Molecule: messenger RNA, 967 nt
Organism: Aethina tumida (small hive beetle)
Lineage: Eukaryota; Metazoa; Arthropoda; Insecta; Coleoptera; Nitidulidae
Product: tubulin alpha chain-like
Exons: 3
Coding region: 1-966 (321 amino acids)
Biological process (GO): mitotic cell cycle; microtubule cytoskeleton organization
Cellular component (GO): cytoplasm; microtubule
Molecular function (GO): structural constituent of cytoskeleton; GTP binding
Source: RefSeq, a predicted model, not a curated record